CCGCAAUCCGCUACUGCCCGGAGGCCAAACCUCGCGCCCGCCUGACCGCGCGCCCCGGGCUCUGCCUUCGGCUCCUCGCGCUCUCAGUCUGCGGCCCCAGCUGGGUACCGCCCCCUCGGAGAACCCACGCGCGACGAGCGCGCCAUGAGCCGGGGAGAGCUGGCGGGAGGCGACGCGCGCAAAGGCGGCUCGGCGGCGGGCGGCAGCCAGGAGCGCCCCGCGACGGCGCCCGGGGCCUGGGCCGUGAGCGCGCUGUGCCUGCUGCUCUCCGUGGGCUCGGCGGUCGCCUGCCUGCUGCUGGGCGCCCAGGCGGCCGCGCUGCGGGGCCGGGUGGCGGCGCUCGAGGAGGAGCGGGAGCUGCUGCGGCGCGCGGGGCCGCCGGACGCCCUGGCCGCCUGGGCCGAGCCGCACCUGGAGCGCCUGCUGCGUGAGAAGUUAGAUGGACUCGUCAAACUGCGGACAGUUCGAGAAGCACCAGCUGAGUGCGUCUGCCCCCCAGGCCCCCCUGGACGACGUGGCAAGCCUGGAAGAAGAGGUGAUCCCGGUCCUCCAGGGCAAUCGGGACGAGAUGGCUACCCGGGACCACUGGGUCUGGAUGGCAAGCCAGGACUUCCAGGCCCCAAGGGAGAAAAAGGUGCACCAGGAGACUUUGGCCCCCAGGGAGACCAAGGACAAGAUGGAGCUGCUGGGCCUCCAGGACCCCCUGGACCCCCUGGGGUCCGGGGCCCUCCUGGAGACACUGGGAAAGAUGGCCCAAGGGGAGCACAAGGCCCAGCGGGUCCCAAAGGAGAAACUGGACAAGGUGGCGAGAUGGGCCCCAAAGGACCUCCCGGAGCCAAGGGUGAGCCCGGAGUUCCUGGCAAAAAGGGGGAUGAUGGGACACCAAGCCAGCCAGGGCUCCCAGGACCCCCGGGGCCCAAGGGCGAGCCAGGCAGCACGGGGACUCAGGGAGAAAAUGGUGUGGACGGUGCUCCAGGACCAAAGGGGGAGCCCGGCCCUCGAGGUGCCGACGGAGCUACAGGGCUAAGGGGUCUCCCAGGCCUCAAAGGUGAGCAAGGAGACACAGUAGUAAUUGACUACGAUGGCAGGAUCUUGGAUGCCCUUAAGGGUCCUCCCGGGCCACAGGGGCCCCCAGGACCACCAGGGAUCCCUGGAGCCAAGGGUGAACUUGGAUUACCCGGUGCCCCAGGAAUCGAUGGGGAGAAGGGGCCCAAAGGACCAAAAGGAGACCCAGGAGAGCCUGGGUCAACCGGGCCCAAAGGAGAAGCAGGUGAAAUGGGCCUGUCCGGUCUUCCGGGCUCCGACGGCCCCAAGGGGGAGAAGGGAGAGCCAGCAUCGGACAAGCUAAGGGAGAGUCUGGCCCAGAUCAUAGUGGAACCAGGACCUCCCGGCCCUCCUGGUCCCCCAGGCCCUGUGGGCCUUCAGGGAAUCCAGGGUCCCAAGGGUUUGGAUGGAGCAAAAGGAGAGAAGGGCGAGACAGGAGAUAGAGGCCCCGCCGGGUUGCCUGGGCCAGCUGGCCCACCAGGCCUUAUUGGGCUGCCAGGAACCAAAGGAGAGAAGGGCAGGCCCGGGGAGCCAGGACUAGAUGGUUUCCCUGGACCCCGCGGGGAGAAAGGUGACCGGAGUGAACGUGGAGAAAAGGGGGAGCGAGGUGUCCCAGGACGGAAAGGAGUGAAGGGCCAGAAGGGUGAACCGGGACCACCAGGCCUGGACCAGCCAUGUCCUGUGGGCCCCGACGGGCUGCCCGUGCCUGGCUGCUGGCAUAAGAAGAUGCCCACCCCGGCACGGGAAUGACCAGCGUGUAAGGCUGCAGGAAAGUGGCUAGGCCAGUCGCCAGGAAUGGUGUACCCAUGGCUUUCUUGGAAGGAAACGAAGGCGAAAGUGCCUGGCUCAGGUGAGCCUGCAAAGACACCAGGUUGGGCCUUCGGUCCUGAUCAGCAGAGAGACUCCAGCUGCCCCCUGUCCCCUGAAGCUCUGGAGCCCCCGGGCCUGACCCCAUUCAAAAAGGUCAGAACUUGGACUAACACUGAAGAUGCUCCCAGCCUCUCUGGCCUCAGUCAGAGCCAGCUUGCCCACUCUUUGGGGUCCCCCUAGGCCCUGGGCUCACCAGGGCAGGACAAGACUCUGGCCCAGCACUUGAAGUUGGAUGCUAGAAGCUGUGGCAAGCAGCCUGGACAGAUCUAGCUGCCGUCCAGUUCAGUAGACCUCAGGAAGCCAGCCUACGUCCUCUGAUCCCAAGUAGAGACCAAGCACUGUGAUCGCCAUCAUGUGGACCCAGCUGGUGGACCCAAAUGGAGGGACCCCCAUGAUGCCCAAGUGCAGAGGACAAUGGGGCACAGGCUGCAGUGGCUGCUACUUCCUAUUUGUCUCCACGCCACCCAAAACAGGGACUUAGCUGGCCUGAGGAGACGGGCCUCCGGCUCAGAGCUCGGAUUUCACUGGCCCCAAGUCUCCCACGCAGGAGAACUCUGGUCAGCCAGCCAAAAUGGUCCUCCUGGACCAUUUUGGAUACAGGAAAAGAGCCUCAGGGCUGGUUCCCAGCCACCUGACCAGGGGGCCGUUGGGAGAAGAAGCUUCCCUCCUUCAGCCACCACUCUGGCCCAGCUACUUGCUUCUCCUCUCUGUAUAGAUGGAUAUCGCUGUGUUAAUAAACUGCCAAGGUGUGUCUGGGUGUGUCUGUCCUUGCAGACUGCCCCUCACUGGGGUACCCCUGGGAAAGGUUUGACAAAUAACAAAAAAAACCAACCCCAUUCCUUUAAAGAUCAAACUUCCUUUGUUAAAUGAUCCUUGAAUUGGGUAGUAUCCCGCCUGCUUUUAUAAGCAGGAAGAAGCAAGAUUAGGGAUGAAGGAAUUAUUUCAGGCUUAGGCAGCCUGCAUUUGGGGAAUGCAAACAGGUCCCUAGCAUGAUCUCAUCUUCCUUGGGGAAUUGGAAAAGAUGAUCUCAUUGGUGCCAGUCAGAAAAUUCCAUGCUCACCAGGUAGGAAUCCAACCCUGGGGAGGCUGAAACCACAGAGGGUUUAAAAUCACAGUUAAGCUAGGUCUUAAGUCUUUGUGGGCUUAACAAGUGCCUCCAUCCUGGACCUCUUUUUUAACAGGUUUCAGUGUGUCCUUUGAUGGGUGGUCAGAGAUAAAGGGACUUUCCCUGGGCCCAGGCGGCCCUGGAAACCAGAGGAAGCAGUUCAGGUCAGGGAAAGAUGGCGUUUAGAAGGAGGAAGACACGGACUAGAGGCCAGGACCUGCCGUUACUAUCUGAGCCCUCUGACCAGUUGCAUGCCUCACUGGGCCUUUGAGGAGUCCACUGACCAGUGACUGCUCUAUAACAAAUCACCUCUAAAUGUGUUGCCCUGAAGCAAUGGGCCCCUCUAUUUCUGGCUUGCAGGGGGUUAAAGGGUU
Talpa occidentalis (Iberian mole) is the source of this 3393-nucleotide messenger RNA. It is a transcript of the gene COL23A1, whose product is annotated as collagen type XXIII alpha 1 chain. The record is from RefSeq and is a predicted model, not a curated record. Lineage: Eukaryota; Metazoa; Chordata; Mammalia; Eulipotyphla; Talpidae. Bases 145 to 1794 code for a protein of 549 amino acids. The transcript is spliced from 29 exons.